UGUGGGGAAUUCAGAUUCAUUUGUGACUUCAUGAUAUAUAUAUGUUUUGAUAUAUAAAAUUCACCUGCAGCUAGCUCACAUAUUUUCUUGAACAUACAAAAACAAUUCGUUUCCCAAAUCUUAUCCUCAAUUCCUCAUCAUACGUUUUUCCGUCUCUACCAAUAUAUCCGGCACAAUGAAUUCCCUACCUCCCAUCGCUGGACUUCCCUCCCUGUCUACUAUUGAACGAUCCAGUGUCCUCGACACCUUAUUCGAGCCAUGUAUUGCUCUUCAUACACUCUCUGUAGAUCUACUUCGUACCACGACAUUUGAAACUUACAAUGAUCUUAUCGCAAGUGUCGGUAUUCAACUUAUUGAAUUAUCAGAAAGUACAUUACCAAGUGAUAAAGAGUGGCUAGACAAGAUUCUUGGUUCUCAUCCUAGACUAGGCGAGAAGAAAGUAGAUAGUCUACAAUCAAAGGCUGAACAAGCUCAAUUGAACACUGGACCUACUGAAGAAGCUGAGAAGUUAAAGGGUCUUAAUGAGGAAUAUGAGAGCACUUUUCCAGGCUUAAGAUAUGUGUAUGGAUGUACCCAUUUGCCUAACGGUAGACAAGCAAGUGCUAAUCAUGAUGUUAGUGUUUUCGUGAAUGGGAGAUCGAGACCUGCGAUCUUUGAAGAUAUGAGGAGAAGAAUAUCUAGGGGCGAUAUUGGACUUGAGAGAAAGGAGGCUAUUCAGGUAAGACGUGUGUGAGACUAAAAAUGAUUUUGUAGCUAAUUCAAUGAAUAUAGGC
Messenger RNA from Sclerotinia trifoliorum, 773 nucleotides. The record is from the annotation of a GenBank genome assembly. NCBI's taxonomy places the organism in Eukaryota, Fungi, Ascomycota, Leotiomycetes, Helotiales, Sclerotiniaceae.